UAAACCUACCUACCUCGCUGUACGGUCUCAUUCCUCAGUCGACCUAGUGCCAAUUAGAUAUAUUAUCAUAACUCGUCUCCGCGGGGAAGUCUUUUCGAUUAUCUGUAUCUGUCGACGUAAUCACCCCUAUUGUUGCAGGCAUAGUGGACUCGUCCAUAAGCUACGGAGAUCAAUACUCUCCGCCAAGCCACGGCAGAAAGAAUUGGCUAAAACGGCAUAUGUGCACCACGGAAUGGUUUUAAAACGGAUUUCUACCGUGUUACAAGUAGACACUUAUUUCAGGAGUUUACCAAUGUUUCCCUCGCCAUGUAGUGUGCUGUGAUUUAGUAAUUCGCCAGUACGGUAUGUGAAAUAAUGCUGCUGUUUAUACCAAAGACUGUUAGAAUGAUCGUUAGCACAUCAAAGAAGACUGGCCUGCCACAGGCUUGUUCAAUUCUGAUGCUCUUUCCUUCUCAUUCCAAGCUAUACACUGUUUGAGAUUUUGCCACAUUUUUAAGAAUGUUGAGAAACGGUGCUCUACAUAUGACUUCAUUAUACAGGUGAGGGCGGAAUGGGCGCUGUACGCAUCACAGAUAUUAUAAGUGGAGCUUCGGAUGCACAGAUAACAUAACAAAGACUUCACAGUGCCAACGAUUUUAAUUACUCACAACUUUACUCAUUACUUCAAAGUAUGUUGACAUACAGAGCUGGUAACAGUUUCCAAACCACCCAUUCCCAAUUGUGAAUAGUGAAUUGAAAUUGUUUUUUAAUAAUUUUUUUUGUUGUGGAUGUUUGUUUUAAUAUUUCACGAUCUCUGGAGUCUCCUGUUUGUUGUGUGUGCGGCAUUUGCCUUCAUGUGAUAAUUCUCCGACAGGAGCAAGGGAGAUAACUCAGGCAAAGGGAGAUAACUUCAGGCAUAUUUACAAAUCCAUUGGAUGUGUGACCAUAUUUGGACGUGUGACCAUAUAUUUGUUGUUUAUGACAUGUUACGAUGAUUUGAGCCAAUAACAAUACCAUCAGAGAUUUUUAUUGUAAUUUUUAAAAAGUCUUUCCAUAGCAAAAAAAACCAAAACAUAUAUGUAUGUAUAAAAACUCGGAUAUAUAGUUUGCAAGAAAGAAAGGAAAAAAUAUAUAUAUAUAUAUAUAUAUAAACCCUGAUAUAUAAUUUGCAAAAAAAGAAAGGAAUAAAGAACAAAUAUAUAUACGUUUAUAUAUAUAUAUAGGAACUUAGAUAUACAAUUUAUGACGGAUAUACGUUAACAAAUCUGGUGACGACAUCGAUGGCGGAUGCGGAUAACCGAGUUAUUCUCAACGUGGGUGGGAUUCGCCAUGAGACCUACAAGGCGACCCUCAAGAAGAUCCCAGCCACGCGGCUGUCGCGGCUAACAGAAGCCCUCGCCAACUACGACCCCGUCCUCAACGAAUACUUCUUCGACCGGCACCCCGGCGUCUUCGCGCAGAUACUCAACUACUACCGCAGCGGCAAGCUGCACUACCCAACGGACGUGUGUGGGCCCCUGUUCGAGGAGGAGCUAGAGUUCUGGAGCCUGGAUUCGAACCAGGUGGAGCCGUGCUGCUGGAUGACUUACACCCAGCACCGGGACACACAGGAUGUGCUGGCUAUUCUCGACCGGCUCGACCUCGACACAGACAAGCCCACGGAGGAGGAUAUUAUGAAAAAGUUUGGCCUCGAGGAGAAGUACCGGCAGGGGGAGUUGAACUGCUGGCAGCGGAUCAAGCCGAAGAUCUGGGCGCUGUUCGACGAGCCCUACUCAUCAUCAUCUGCAAAGACCACAGCUGUUGUAUCGGUGUUCUUCAUAGUGAUUUCCAUUCUGUCCUUCUGCCUGAAGACGCACCCCGAGAUGCGCGUGCCGGUGCUGCGGAAUACGACCUCACGGACCGCCGACGGCAACAUCACGUGGCGGCUGGAGAAGAAGAGCUCGGAACCACACGAUGCGUUCUUCUACAUCGAAUGUGCGAGCAACGCCUGGUUCACCUUUGAGAUCAUCAUCCGCUUCAUCGUGGCGCCCAAUAAGCUUGACUUCCUGAAGGCUCCCGUCAACAUCAUCGACAUCGUGGCCACGCUCUCCUUCUACCUGGACUUCCUGCUCACCAAGCUGGAGCAGGAGAACGACAUGCUUGAGUUCUUCAGCAUCAUCCGCAUCAUGCGGCUGUGCAAGCUGACACGGCACUCAGCCGGCCUCAAGAUCCUCAUCCAUACGUUCAGGGCCAGUGGCAAGGAGCUCAUCUUGCUCGUGUUUUUCCUCGUGCUGGGCAUCGUAAUAUUCGCAGCGCUCAUCUACUAUGCCGAGCGCAUCCAGUACAACCCGGAUAACGAUUUCGAGAGCAUCCCAGUCGGACUGUGGUGGGCCAUCGUCACCAUGACUACUGUAGGCUACGGGGACAUGGCCCCGAAAACCUACGUGGGGAUGUUCGUCGGGGCACUGUGCGCCUUGGCUGGUGUGUUGACUAUAGCCCUACCAGUGCCUGUAAUUGUUAGCAAUUUCGCUCUCUUCUAUUCGCAUACUCAAGCCAGGUCGAAGCUGCCGAAGAAACGAAGGCGGGUGCUACCUGUGGAGGCGAUACGGGCCAAGGGGCCGAAGUCCUCUGGGAUGCCGGGCAGCGGGGGCGGUGCGGGACCACAGACGAGGCGGAUGAACGCGAUAAAACAUAAUCACCCAGUGUAUGGGGGCGCCUUGCAGGAAUUGAUGCCCUUCCGUAGCACGUAUAAUGUUGGAAUGUUCAUAAGCGGCCGAACUGGGGAGGAGUCACUUCCAAUGUUGAUGUUAAACCACAACGACAAAGAUAUAGACCAGGACCGGCCCCUGCGAAAUCGCUCCCACACUUCCAGUAUUGACAAGUCCCCACCCCGCCUCAUGGAGAUUAACUCAAACCCAGGGACACCCUCCAAAGUAACCGAAAUAAAACAGGACACCCAAAGCGCUACGACCGCCCUGUCCAGUCUGUUGGUUACGCCAAACGCCCAGCUGGCCAUGAACUCCACAACCAGCUCCGCAGUGACAAUAGGGGCCACCACUCCGCACCAGUUCACCGAAGAUAGAAAUUCAGAAAAAGAUCUACUGAAGUACCCAGUGGACGGUGCGGUCAUAGAACCGUUAGUGACCAGUAGUGGCGUGUCGAACAUGUCCAACAGUGCAGAACAACGAUCGCGUGGAUCCACAUCGCCAGUCACAGCUUCGCCCACCAGCCCCGGGGCCACCACAAACAAUCUGGUCGCAGUGAACACAUGAUCCAUUCUAAUAUAGUGAUAUUCUGCUGUGAUUGGCUGACUCACGGUAGUCGUGACAACCAAA
Messenger RNA from Gigantopelta aegis, 3293 nucleotides. Its product is annotated as potassium voltage-gated channel protein Shaw-like. Lineage: Eukaryota; Metazoa; Mollusca; Gastropoda; Neomphalida; Peltospiridae. Gene Ontology annotation, molecular function: delayed rectifier potassium channel activity; protein binding. Gene Ontology annotation, biological process: protein homooligomerization; potassium ion transmembrane transport. Bases 1260 to 3230 code for a protein of 656 amino acids. The transcript is spliced from 10 exons. Gene Ontology annotation, cellular component: dendrite membrane; voltage-gated potassium channel complex; neuronal cell body membrane. The record is from RefSeq and is a predicted model, not a curated record.